UAAUUCUUGUUCAUUUAUUGAUACAACAAUGUUGUUAUCGAAUAAUUCAAUGAUGACAAUUGAUGAUUAUGAUGAUGAUGAUAUUGAUUAUCAUUUACGACAACAAAAACAAUGGCUUGAUACAUCAAUGUCUAAUAUGUUAUUACAAACAUAUACGUAUUUAAGACAGCCAAAAAUUCUGCUUGAUUAUAAACGUAAUGUACAGGAAACAAUAACUCGUUGUCUUGCAAUGAUAAUGGAAGAAAAAUUUAAAAUAUUUCUUAUUGGUUCAUCAUUAACAUCAUUAGGUUCAAAUCGUUCAGAUAUUGAUCUUUGUAUGGUUAUUUAUGAUCGUUAUGGACAAGUUGAUGAACGUUAUCAAAAUCGUUUACAUGCUGAAUAUACAUUAGAUCGUAUACGUAAAAUAUUGGAACAUUGUGGCCUAGCAUAUGAUUCAAAAGUAAUUCGUGCAAAUGUACCGAUAUUAAAAUUUUAUGAUCAUAAUCAUAUUGAAGUGAAUUUAAAUCUAAAUAAAUUAGUUACCGUACAGAAUACAUUAUUAUUAAUGUAUUGUUGUUCAUUAGAUUCACGUGUUGCACCAUUUUUAUUUACAAUUAAAUUAUGGGCACAAAAAAAUGGUAUUAAUUGUGCAUAUUUUAAAUCAUUAUCAUCAUAUGCAUUAUCAUUAAUGUCAAUAUUUUUUUUGCAAAAUGUUUGUGAACCACCAAUCUUACCAUCAUUUGAUCAUAUUCUUGAAUUGAUAAAACAAUCAACAAAAAUUUAUUCAAAUUUUUAUUCAAAUUCAUCGAAUAAUAAAUUUAAUCGAAAUAAGCAAUCAUCAUCAACAACAUGGAAAAAUUGUCAAUCACAGGAUCCAGUUUUACGACAAUUAAAUGUUACAACAUCGGCUGAUUAUUAUUAUCUACAAAAACGUAAUAAUUAUCAUCAACAACGACAACAACAACAACAGAAUUUGAUUAUAUUACCACCACCACCGCCACCUACAAUGUUGCCAACAACGAUAAUACCAUCAUCAUCAUCAUCAUAUCAUCCUUUGAACAUUCCUCAUAUUAAUAAUAAUAAUAAUAAUAUAUCACGUGUUUCAUUGGUACCUGAUUUUAAUUAUCAUCAUCAACAUCAACAACAACAACAACAGAAUGGUCAAUGUUGUGCUUCACCAUCAUCAUUAUCAUCUAAUUGUUCAUCACCUUCUUCAAAUGAAAGUAGUUCUAGUCUUGAUUCUUCGGGUAAUGAAACAUCGACAUCAACAACAACAACAAGUGACAAUUCAAUAUCGAAUAAUGUUUUGGAACAAAAUUUAAAUGAUAAUAAUAAUGGAAAUAAACAACAACAACCAAUAACAAAAUCUAAUGAAAUUUGUAAUCUACAUUUUAGCCAUAAUGUUCCGGCUGCUAUUGCUAUGACCUUGGCAACACAACAACAGCAACAAAAUUGUUGUUUAAAACAAUUACAACAACAACAACAACAACAACACCAAUUAACAACAGCAAAUAUGAUGAAUGUUGAACAAAAAUCAAAGAAAAUUGCCGGAUUUCGGAAAUGGAAACAUCAACAACCGGUAGGAAAUCAACAACCACCAAUAGAUAAUGAUGGCAAAACAUUUACUGCUUCUGCUGCUGUUGAAGCAGAUAAUAAUACAAUCAUAUCAUCGUCGUCAUCAUCGUUACAUAUGAAUUAUUUUACAUUUUAUUAUUAUUAUUAUUUUCUACAGCAACAACAAUUUUUUCCUUCUUGUUCGACUAUGUUACCACCCCCACCACCGUUUGUUGAUCAUCAUCAUCAACAGCAACAAAUUCCUGAUGAUGAUGAUGAUGAUAAAGAGGAAGAAGAAGAAGAAGAAGUAGUGAAUGCAGAAGAAAAUGAUGAUAAUAAUCAUCGAAUAUCAACUGAAGAAUUAAUAUCACCAACAUUGGAUUCAUCAUAUCGUUCAUCACCUACAACAACUGGUGUUGGUACUGGAUUAUCAUCAUCAUCAUCCUCAUCCACUUCAUCAAGAUCAUCAUCAUCAUCAACUUCGGAUUCUGGAUUCUUUCAUAAUAAUAAUAAUAAUUAUCAUAAUGGUACAUUUGAUCGUACAUUAUAUGAUCGAUUAUCAUUAUUAAAUCUUUCACCACCAUCACCAUUAACACCGAAUGAUGAUUAUCAUCAUCAUUGUAAAUGUGAUUUUAGUUUAUCGAAUGAAAAUCUGCAACAAAAUUGUGCAAAUAUAUUUGGUGAUGAAUUGGAUUUAUUUAAUCAAACAAAUCAUGGUUUUUGUAUUGAUCCAUCAUUACAAUCAUUAUCAUCAUCAUCAUCAUCGUCGGCAUCGACAUCGUCUACAUCAUCAUCAUCACCGUUGAUGUUUAAAUCACCAAAUACACAAUCAAUGGGUGCAUUAUUUUCAAAAUUUAUUGAUUAUUAUUCUGAUCCGGCAAUAUAUAAUUAUGUUAUUUCAGUAAGAACUGGUUCAUUAAUGAAACGAACUGAUCCAAUAUUUGCACGUAAUUCACAUACAUCAAUGGAUACGUUUAUCUGUGUAGAAGAACCAUUUAAUCAUACAAAUACAUCACAUUCAGUACAUAAUGAUUUUAUGUUUAAUUUUAUAUUAAAAUCAUUUCGUUGGACAAAAGAUUUAUUACAAAAAAUGAAAAUGAAUUCGGAUGAUUUUGUUUGAAUCUUCGGUUGAAUCGAAUCCGGAUUGAUUGAAAAUCGUUGAUGCAGAUGAUGAUUAUCACCAAUAAACAAUAUCGAAAACCUCAAAAA
Molecule: messenger RNA, 2742 nt
Organism: Dermatophagoides pteronyssinus (European house dust mite)
Lineage: Eukaryota; Metazoa; Arthropoda; Arachnida; Sarcoptiformes; Pyroglyphidae
Biological process (GO): RNA 3'-end processing
Molecular function (GO): poly(A) RNA polymerase activity
Source: RefSeq, a predicted model, not a curated record